Lichtheimia ornata is the source of this 1146-nucleotide messenger RNA. RefSeq lists its product as uncharacterized. Lineage: Eukaryota; Fungi; Mucoromycota; Mucoromycetes; Mucorales; Lichtheimiaceae. Bases 1 to 1146 code for a protein of 381 amino acids. Gene Ontology annotation, molecular function: protein binding. The record is from RefSeq and is a predicted model, not a curated record. The transcript has 2 exons.
AUGACUAAGGAAGGCAACAUUAGCUGGUCCAAAUUACUCGAGAACCCCAUUGUCACAGCUCAGCAUGGUAAUGACGGCAACCGCAUUGCCACAGCAACCGAGUCUUUGAAGGAGACAGCCCACCAAUUCGCCCAAUUCCUUAGUGAACGUGCCAAGUUGUUAGCCAACAGUGCCCAGUUUGAAAGAGCGUUACGGGAUGUAGCAGCCAUAAGAGCCAUAUUACCAGGAUCAGGACUUGGAUACUUGUGUAUGGGAGACGUGUAUUGUCAGCAAGGACAUCAUUCCGCAGCCAUUUCCAUAUAUGAUCAAGGACUUGAAACGGUACCUGAAUCGGAUCCAUAUUAUCAGCAGCUUCAGCAGCAUCGAAUGGCAGCAGUAGCCAAUAACGAUAAACGCAUCGACUUUAUUAGCCAAUUGCCAUUGGAUAUUGUUAUCACCCAUAUUGUACCAAGGAUGGAGCAGCCGGCAUGUUUGGAUUCAGAGGUGUUGUAUGAGCCUCUUUAUGUAUCACGUACGUGGCAGGAGCGUAUCUUGCAGCAAUCCAAUGGCUUGGCUUUUGAUUUUGGCAAAGAGACGACCACCUUCAAGAGGGGCCAUGCUCAACUUGUCCGGUUCGCACCCUAUGUUGAGACCUUGAGUGUUUGUUUGUUGGAAAACGUGCAUUUGGAUGAUCUCUUUUCUCGUGCACACUUUUCCAAUCUAAAAGAACUCGAUAUCUUUUGUGUGCCUAUGAUACUGUGGAUCGUAUUGAACGCACCCAGCCUCAACGCUAUCCAUACCUAUAUUAUACAUUUUCGGCCUGAUGUCGCAAAAGCCAUGACCAAAUUGAAGCAUCUUCGAAAGGUACAUAUUGAGAAAGACCACAGCGUCAUCAUGCUGAAUUACGAUGGCAUCCGCCAAUUCUUUGAAUAUCAUGUUUCCAUGGGGGAGCACUCAACACUCGAGCAUGUCGUUGUGGAUAUGAACUUUGUGGAUCCGUCUCAAGAAGAAUGGUUGCCGUUGUUGUUACGAUUGAAAUCCCUCAAGAUUUUUGAAUUACACGCUGAUGACAUCGCCGAAGAGUGUCAUCCCAUCUUUGGAAGGCUGCUUCAAGACUGCCCCACUAUCGAAGAAUACAUCGUCACUGGAGACCACUACGUUAUAUAG